GCUUUCUCUCUCUCGCCCGGUAACGUGUGCGCGUGCGUGCGCGGAUCGCCAAGCGUUGUUUCAUUCUCUGCUGCCAGGAGGAGACGCGCGCAUCUCUUUCUCGCCGGUAGACAGUCAGUCAGUGAGCUUCACACAGUCUCCGUCAGAGCUUCACUCUACUGGUUUAUAUCUCAACAUUUGUUGCUUGUUUCGUCUCGAUUCACAUCGCUGACCACCAGCGUCCCGUUCGGAAAGAAACGGGAGGAGACGCGAGUACCGACUGGGCGUUGCUGGAGGAAAAGCGCUUUCAAAUUCGGUCAAUCUUAGGCCGACUGAUAGCAGUAGACUCCAACUAGUGCACUGAGUCCUGGGUUCCUGAUUUCUCUCCUGCUGAGACGGACCUCCAGGACUAGGACAAGAUGAAACCAGAUGGUGUUGACACAGCAACAAUGGAGCCAAUGGAAGCAUUAAAUGCAGGUCCUGCAAUCGAGGUGGCGCCAGUGGGUGAAGCCCAGGACCAGGCUUUGCCCACAAUGCAAACAGAAGGUGAACCACAGCCAACAGAGGCACUUUCCGCAACCAAUACGACUGGAAAGGACAAGCCUGCAGACCCCCAAGCUAAGACGAAGGCUCCUGCCAAAGCAAAGGCACCCACUGCUGGUAUCAAGGCAUCCACGACCAGCUCCCGUCCCACCACUGCUCAAAGCCGCCUAACAAACGGGGCACAGAAGUCGCAAGCUAAUGGUGUCACCAAAAAGACCCCAACAGGAGGCCUGGAGAAGAAAACCUCUACCACUUCUGCUUCCAAAAAACCAGUUGGCUCUACUACUGCACCCACAACCAAGACCCCUACCAAGGUGGCUGAGAAGAAGCCAAUGGGGACGGCGAGACCUGCCAGUACUCCAGCCAAUGGCGUGAAGACAACAGGGACAGCGCAGCCCAUCAAGAAAGCCCCUGCUGCACCAGCGAAUGGCCUGAAGGCUAAACCAAAAACUACAGCUCCAGCUUCAAGGCCCGCCACUGCAUCCACCACCAAGACCGGCACCACUGGCUCUCCCAAACCUGAUAGGCCACCCGUCGCCAAGACAACCAGGUCAGUUGGCUCUGCUCCUGCUGCUCGUUCUUCACCUGCUGCCCCCAAGCCUGCGACCCCAACAACUGCCGGCAAGACCUCUACAUCCAGACCAACUACUGCGACACCCAAGACACCAUCUACUCCUGCUAAACCUUCUCCUGCUAAAACCACAGCACCCCCUGCUGGUCGCACUCCCACUCCUAAGACCACAACACCUGUCAAGAAAGAUGUCAGUAAGCAGCCAUCCACUCCAGCGACCAAGAAGCCCACAUCCUCUCCACUCACCCGGCCAGCACCAGCCAAGACUACCAAACCUGACACACCUAAGUCUGCCUCCACUGCCAAGGCAGAAUCAGCCUCCAAAAAGCCCACCACCCCCAGCAAGGCGGCAGAUGUUAAGACUAGUAAGCCCAAGGAGAGCAAAGCAACACCUUCCAAGGAGGUCAGUGCAAGCUCCAAGACCACAGGCAGCAAGCCCAGUGCUAAAACAAGCAGCCCAAAGAAGUCAGUUGGCAGUAACACUCCAAUGCCAUUGAAGGGUGGCCCUAAAGCCUCCCAGCCGGCAGACAUAGCAACCACAGAGGUUGAGAAGAAGGAUGUGGUCCAUGCUGUGGUUGCAGCCACGGCUGCAGCUUCUGUUGCAGCCGCUGCUGUCGUUUCUGCGGUGGCCGCUGAGGAAGCCCCCGAAGAAUCAGCUACAGCUUUUGUUCCUGCUGCCACUGAAGAGACACCUGAAGACUUGUUUACCCAAGUCAAUCCUGCUGCCUCUGAGGUGAAAUUAGAAGACUCAUUUACAAAUCUCAUUCCUGCUUCCUUUGAGGACUCUAAAGAUGAUUUUAAAGAAAUGGCUACAUCUGUCUUUGCCCCUACGGAAGUACCUGAAGACAAAGUUACACCUGUCAUUUGUCCUGUCUCUGAAGACAUAACUACAUCUGUCAUUCCCCCAACCUCUGAUCAGGCACGAGAAGAAACUGUUUCACCUGUCAUUACCCCUGCCUCUUAUGAGGGACCCGAAGAAACAGUUUUACCUGCCAUUCCUCCUACUUCUGAACAAACACCUGAAGAUAGAACUACAUCUGUCAUUCCCCCAACCUCUGAUGAGGCACGAGAAGAAACUGUAUCACCUGUCAUUCCCGCUACCUCUUAUGAGGCACCUGAAGAAACAGUUUUACCUGCCAUUACUCCUACUUCUGAACAAACACCUGAAGAUAGAACUACAUCUGUCAUUACCCCUACCUCUGAUGAGGCACGAGAAGAAACUGUAUCACCUGUCAUUCCCGCUACCUCUUAUGAGGCACCUGAAGAAACAGUUUCACCUGUCAUUCCUCCUGCUUCUGAAGAAACACCUGAAGAUAUAACUACAUCUUUCAUUCCCCCUACCUCUUAUGAGGCACCGAAAGAAACAGUUUCACCUGUCAUUCCCCCUACCUCUUAUGAGGCACCUGAAGAAACAGUUUCACCUGUCAUUCCUUCUACUUUUGAAGAAACACCUGAAGAUAUAACUACAUCUUUCAUUCCCCCUACCUCUUAUGAGGCACCUGAAGAAUUUGUUUCACCUGUCAUUCCUCCUUCCUCCGAAGAAACACCUGAAGACAGAACUACAUCUGUCAUUGCCCCAACCUCUUAUGAGACACCUGUUUCACCUGUGAUUCCUCAAGCCUUUGAUGAGGAACCCGAAGACACAGUUGUACCUGUUAUUUCUCCUACCUCUGAUGAGGUAGAGGUUGUCUAUCCCCAGGACGUCUCCCUGAGCAUGGACACUUAUAAAGAUGACAAUGUCAUGUCUCAACUGGCUGCUGAAAUGGAUAUGGUUAGCCUGGAGGAACCAGUGCCUGCUGUGUCUCCCCUGGGCACCACAAUACUGUCACCACCAUCCUCUCCCACCGGCCCGACAUUCAUGCCUGCCGAGCCUCCAAGCUCAGCUCCCCUACUGGGCUUGCAGGGUCCAGCUGAACCGUGGGCACAGAGCUCUUCACUGUACACCAGCACUGCGACCAUAGAGAAGCAGGAGCAGGAUGAAGAAAGUGAGGAUGAUGAUGAUGAUGAAAAAGAGCAGAAUGAUAUACAGAUGCCCUCUGCAGCAAAGAAUGUAAUGGGAGACUUUGGUCUGCUGGGCUCUACUGGUGUGGAUCACAUCAAAAGUGAGGCUCCUGUCUGCCCCUGGCAAGAAAGAGAAGAGGCAGUGGAAAAAGCUGAAGAAGAGAUUAAUGAAGACAACGAGGAAGAGGAAAAAGAGAAAGAGGGGGAGGAAGAUGAGGAAGAUGAUGAGGAGGAAGAGGAGGAUGAGGUGAGAGAGAUUGGCAUAAAGGAAACGGAGAAAGAAGACUACUUUAAAAAGGGGGUGGCAGACUUUGCCAGCUGUGAUUGGGGUAUGAUGCAAUCAGAUGACAUGUACAGCAGUAACAAACAUGACUCAGAAGUGACAUCUCCCUUCAAUGCUGAAGACAGCUGCAGCGCUAAAGAGACAGGUGACUUCAUCAUGAGCGAGACAGACAGGGAACAGCCAUUCACAGGGCCUCCUGGAAUUCAAUCUUUCGGUAGUGAAGAUGAAGAAGAUGAUGAGGAAGAUGAGCAUAUGAAGGAAGACAUGGAUUUAGGCUUAGAGCAUGAUGAUGAGUAUUACAAGAAACAGAAAGAGUUAGAGAAGGAGGACAAAGAUGUGGAAAUGGUCCACCGGCACAUAGCUGAAAGUGGACUUGGAGUUUGUGCAAAUGAUAGUAAUGAAGAUGAUGAUGAUGAUGAGCGUCAUCUAGAUUUUAAGAGCAUGGGUCACACUGCUGCAGCACCAUCUAUGCCUUUGACAACAGCAUGGAGUCACUCAAAUCCAUUCUCAGAUUCCUUGGCCCAGCCUGCCUCCAUCCUGUCUGAAUCAAGCCUGUCAUAUUCAAGAUUUCAAGAGCCAGAAACACUUAGCAAAUUCCAAGUCGACCCAGACACAACCCCCAAAUUCUCAGCUGAUCCAUAUACACCACCCAAAUCCCCAGUUGAGGCUUUUCUGGACAAGAGUCCACCCCUAAUUCAGGCAUCAGAACCUCAAUCUCAUAUACAAGAGGAUACUGGGAGCUCUGUCCCAGCAGAGUCGGGUAUCUUGGCUGCUCCUGCCAUUGGAAUGUCCCAGUCCAGCACUCUCAGUGGGACAGCCUUGGCUGCUCACAGUAGCAGUGAGACCAGCACACCUGAAGAGCUUCGGGAUUACGACAGCAGCUCAGGUGUAGAGUCCCGAUCAGACAAGCAGCAAACACCAGUCCCUGCCAUGCAGACAGACAUGGAGCAGGACCUUGGUAUUCACCUUGAGCGUUGUGAUGGGGAAGAGGAAGAGGCAGAAACUCUGCCAGCCGAUGAGGUACUGGGUGAUGCGGCAACAGCCCCAGCCUCCGUUCCAUCAUCACCCUCAACCUCCGGUGAUGAGGCCAGUGAUACAGAGGGUGAGAUGCAGAUCAAUGACCCUGAUGUCACGGUUGAUGACAACACCGCAGUCCCCCACAACCUCGCAGCCCUGGAAGAGGACGAGGAGGCUCCUGAACAGAUUGGAGAGGAAGAUGGCGAUACACCUCAGUCAGCCAACUCUGUGGCCUCCUAUGGUUUUGACUGCUCCGCAUCCAUCUCCAACGCCCACUCAAUGGCUGAGAGCUGUGGAAAGAGCCCAGGUAUCUUUAGCUUGGAAAAUGAAGAGCAGCUUCCAGAAGAGGCCAAGGAUCCCUCUUUCAUCAAGGAGCUCACCCUACCAGCAGCUAGCGCCUACAGUGAUGACUUGUUGGGCUGCCCAGUGGACUUGCUGCCUAUAAGUGAGCCCAAAGAGAGAGAUGCUGGGUUUGACGAGCACUACAUGCUGUGUAGUAAGACAGACCCGGGCUCUAUGGAGGAAAUGGAUCCCGAGUCCCCCAUGCACCUCUCACCCCAACAUGGGGACGAUACAGAUGGCCAGCCACCUUACUACUCUGCUAUAUGUGAUAAGACUGAUAACUUUCUGGCAGGUAACGUAUAAAGUCCCUCCUUCGGAAUGCACCUUGUCUACCCCAGACCCCAAGCUCCCACCCUGUGUCCUUCAUUUCUUCCAAAUGUGGGGUUAGCGAGUGGAGAAAUGAAUAGAAUUAAGUAAUAGAAAGGGGAAAGUGAAAGGGGAGCUGCCAGGUGAGGGAUUAUAGCUUUGUCUGAGCUGCUCUGUUUUUUAUUACCACGGUGAUGGUUAUGAUUGUAUGGCUUCAAUUUGUGUAUGUACAGUAGCUAUUCUCAUUUUCUAUUAGAAUGUACUUUUUAAAUAACACUGCGCUUCAUGGCACCCCUGAACCUGCAAUGUUAGACUAAGUUAAGAUAACGUCCUUUGAUGAAAGGACAAAAAUGCAAAAAAAAUAAACACUUGGUGGACUCCAACUACCUUUGUAUUUAUCCUACUGUUUUUACCAAUCAAUUGUCAAUUUUUUAUACUUUUGUUUUUGUUUCUUCUUGUUUUUAUUUGAUUUGUUGUUAAGAUCCCUGUCUUACCUUAAUGUUUCUACACACAUCAGUUUUCCUGCACUGUAAAAGUAGCUUUACUGUCUUUUAAAACUUAUUCCAGUGUCCAGCACUAACUGUUUUAGCAUUAAAUACAGGUUAGAUAAUCUUCAGAAGCUUUUCACUCUCAAAGUGUUUGACAUAGGGGGUGAAUGAGUGUUAGAUGGCAAGUCAUACUCCAAUUUUUGGUUGUGUUUUGUUAGUUUUUGGGCUACUGCUGCGCAUUGAAGGAUAACAUAGAUUCCCAUUGGCAUGUAACUUGAGUGCUUUAAAGUACUGGGCUCAGAUUGAUCUGGAUUCUUUCAUUUACAGUUGUUGGACUUGUGUACUUCAGAACGGACUACUAUUUCUGUUCAUGGAAAUUCAAGUGUUUUCUUGCAUUUGUAAAACUUAAAAUGAUGCUCGCAGGUCAGUCUACUGUGAGUAUUGGGACAUUUCAACAAGAAUUGGAACUGCAUAUGUGCAACUAAUUAAGAAAUUGUUAUAAUCUUGAUAUGAUUCCAGACAUCAUCCGGGGAUGUUUGGACAUUAAUGAUUCACAAUAUUCCAUUAAACAUCAUUGCAAGGCUGUC
Pimephales promelas (fathead minnow) is the source of this 6117-nucleotide messenger RNA. It is a transcript of the gene prr36b, whose product is annotated as proline rich 36b. Lineage: Eukaryota; Metazoa; Chordata; Actinopteri; Cypriniformes; Leuciscidae. The record is from RefSeq and is a predicted model, not a curated record.